AGACAUGAUGCACGGAUCAUUUCAUUCUCACUGCUUCCUGUUGCAGAGGGAGUCGCUGCAGAGUGUCUAAAACUCUCAUUAUAAAUAAAUUUAAUGUAUUUUUCACUGCACAACAUGUCAGAGUGGGAUGAUUCCAGAGCCAGCACCUCGACUGCACUUCCUCAAACUGCUGCUCCCCGCGUGUGUGUGUGUGUGUGUGUGUGUCCAGCCUGUACACACACUCACUCACACACUCUGAGCAGGAAGCGGAACCGAACCUCAGCUGAGCAGCACCGUGUUCAGGAGAGUGUGUGUGUGUGUGUGUGUGAGAGUGUGUGAGCGUGUGUUCCAGCGGGCUCCGGUGCUGUGGAGGCCCGACAUGGCAGGUCUGAGGAGCGGACCCGGAGCGACCGUCUCCCCGCAGAGAAGCCGCGCUGCGGCCGUCACGCUGCUGUCGGCGCUGCUCACCUGCUGCGUCAGGUGUGCGGCGGAACCGAGCGGCGGCAAGCCGAGCAACAUCAUCCUCAUCCUGGCCGACGACCAGGAUGUCCAGCUGGGCGGGAUGACCCCGAUGAAGAAAACUAAAAUGUUAAUAGGAGACGAAGGAGCAACGUUUGUGAACGCUUUCACGGUCACGCCGCUGUGCUGCCCCAGCCGGAGCAGCAUCCUGACGGGUCGGUACCCCCACAACCACGGGGUGAGGAACAACUCCGUGUCCGGGAACUGCUCCAGCGUCCAGUGGCAGAAAGGCCCCGAGACCGAGGCCUUCCCCGCCUACCUCAACAAGCUCAAGUACCAGACGUUCUUCGCUGGGAAGUAUCUCAACCAGUACGGAAAGAAAGACGGGGGAGACGUUUCACAUGUUCCAACUGGCUGGGACCAUUGGCACGCACUGGUGGGAAACUCGCAGUACUACAACUACACACUCUCAGUUGACGGCAAAGGAGAAGUGCAUGGAGACAGCUAUGAGAAGGACUACCUCACAGACCUCAUCACGAACCGGUCUCUGAACUUCCUGGAGAACCGGAGCCCUCAGCAUCCGUUCUUCCUGAUGCUUUCUCCUCCGGCUCCUCACUCCCCGUGGACGGCGGCGCCGCAGUACCAGAAAGAGUUCGUCAACGUCAAAGCCCCUCGAGACGGGAGCUUUGACAAACCGGGGAAGGACAAACACUGGCUGCUGCGUCAGCCCGUCAACCCCAUGCCCAGCAGCUCCCUCGACUACCUGGACAACGCGUACAGGAAAAGGUGGCAGACGUUGUUGUCUGUGGACGACAUGGUGGAGAUGCUGGUGAAGAAGCUGGAGAGUAUAAAGGAGCUGAACAACACCUACAUCUUCUACACCUCAGACAACGGCUACCACACAGGUCAGUUCUCGCUGCCCAUCGAUAAGAGGCAGCUGUACGAGUUCGACAUCAGAGUGCCGCUCCUGGUCCGCGGUCCUGGGAUCAAACCGAAACAGACACUGCAGGCUCCGGUGAUGAACAUCGACCUGGCUCCCACCAUAAUGGACAUAGCUGGUGUCAACCUGUCGACAGUGAACGUGGACGGUCAGUCGUUCCUCUCUCAGAUGGCUCCAUCGCUGCGUAACGGCACCACACGUCCGCUUUUCCUCGUCGAGUACACCGGAGAGGGACAUCCAACGACCGAUCCUGCCUGUCCCAAACUCGGCCCGGGGCUGUCUCAAUGUUUCCCAGACUGCGUGUGUGAAGACGCCUUCAACAACACCUACGCCUGCGUCAGGACCCUCGACGGCACAACCGACCUGCAGUACUGCGAGUUUGCAGACACGGAGUCGUUUGUAGAAGUGUACAACCUGACGUCGGACCCCCACCAGCUGGAGAACGUGGUGAAGAAGACGGACCCGUCCAUCCUGCAGGCGAUGAACCAGCGGCUCAUCAAGCUCCAGUCCUGCGAGGGCGACAGCUGCCGCGACAUCAAGUGAAGACGACGCCGCCGAAACAGCCUCCACCCCUCCAACCCUCCUCCUCCUCCUCCAGCCUCACAGUGGAGGUGGAGCUGGUUUAUCUGUUUGUUGACCACAAGUAUAGCUGGAGAAGCCUUUUUUCAGACCGAUGUUUCCUACUGUGAAGUUUUUGACCCGGCAGGAAAAGUACAGGUUGUCACUAAUGAAAUGAAACGAUGGCGACGAGUCUGUUGAGCGGCUCCAGUUUCAGGGUCCUGGUAUUGUGCAUGCUGGCUCACUGUCACUCUGUCAAGGUUUACUGGGACGCUUCAACAGAACCGAGCCAUCGAUAAAGAACGAGCUGAUACCGUCCUCCUGUCUGUCCGGUGAAUAUGUAGCUGGUGACGUUUAUGUCAGAUCAGCGUACAGACGGUCUCUGUUAUUAAUUCUAUGCAACGAUUCCCCCAAUAAGGACUUAUUGAAGCUUAAAAGAGCAGUUUAAGAUUUUUGGAAAUGGAAGUUUUAGAGUCCAAGUGGGCAUUUUUACAUAAUUUCUACCAGCUGUUGCCGCGGCGGAGGAAUGAAGGGAGAAACGGUGAGCCGGGUUCUGUUCAGAGCUGAUCAAAUCGGCCUUGCAGCUACUCUGAAGCUCACUGAUUCUCACCUCAUGUCAUAAUUUUGAAAAGCUGAUGUGUAAAAUCACAGUUGGAGCCAGAUGACCAAGAAAUCCUCUGGUGUCAAGUCGACCUGAGAAAAGCGUCGGGCAGAUGGGUUCAGAAACACCACUUGGUCAAACCAAACGCAGAACCGCAGGCAAACAAGCGAUUUGUUAAUUUAGUUCAUUAUCAGUACGUUUGCUAAUGAUUCCUUGCUCUUUUCUACACUUUUGUACUUUUACACAUAUUUUCAUGGACGCUUCACCAGAACAAGAAUAUUUUCCAGAAUCACAAACUUUUCCUGUUAAUGUUUUUAUCAACAGCCGUACUUUUCCUACGACAAGUCAAAAUGUUUCGCAAAUGUGAAAAAGACCUAUUAUUUUCUGAGCUGUGCUCGUUAAUCUCACACUUUUACUUCAUUAUAUAUUCUUUUAACAUAAACUCCUUUUUCCCAGUUCAUGUUUUGCAGAUUGUCUCUGCAUAUAAACUGCACUUUUAACUUACUGUUGUUCUUUACAAGUUCAGGAUUUAAAGUGCCGUCGAAGAUCAGCCAGACGUGGAGGUUAAUAGUUUUGUUAUCAAAAGAUUCACAGCCAAAGAUUUUCUGCUACGCUGCAGCUCGUUAACCAAAUCAGCUCUAAAGGAAUAGUUUCCUUCUUUGGAAGUAGGUUGGAAGAUUAAAAGUCUUUGUUUGGUGGACAUGAUUCAUUGUGCCUCAGAUUUUAAAACUUGUACUCUCAUGUUUAUUACAAUCAUUCACACAGAGUAUUAAUAAUAACAUUUUAGAGCCGUUUUAAAGUGGAGGAUGAGCGAAGUGAUGCGAUGGUUUCGAGAUGUGACGUUUUCUUUGUAAUUGUGAGGAAUUCAUUAAAGGGAAGUUUCACGUGUAAACAGAAAUGAACGCUUUAAUCCUGUGCGCCUUGUAUUUGCACUCACGAGCCUCGUGCCUUUUUAAAUGUGAAUGUAUUUGCACUGUGAUGAAAUUGAGUCAAAAUAAAUCAAAGCAUUUAAAAAGUG
Acanthopagrus latus (yellowfin seabream) is the source of this 3555-nucleotide messenger RNA. It is a transcript of the gene gnsb, whose product is annotated as glucosamine (N-acetyl)-6-sulfatase (Sanfilippo disease IIID), b. The transcript is spliced from 13 exons. Gene Ontology annotation, biological process: glycosaminoglycan metabolic process. Gene Ontology annotation, molecular function: glycosaminoglycan binding; N-acetylglucosamine-6-sulfatase activity. Bases 359 to 1921 code for a protein of 520 amino acids. The record is from RefSeq and is a predicted model, not a curated record. NCBI's taxonomy places the organism in Eukaryota, Metazoa, Chordata, Actinopteri, Spariformes, Sparidae.